UAAUAUUUUUGCGUUACCUCAGAUACAGUCUGUCAAUGGAGUCAAACGGUCACGCCAAACUGUGCCGUGGCAAAUGUAAAAAAGCUUUUUGCCCGAAGUAGUCCAUUGACCGCAGAUAAGUGUUAUUUAGACUGUGAUGAAGGAGGAGGAAUAGUUUUUGAUAAACAGCGGGUUCGUUUGCAGUUAAUUUCCACCAAGAAGACAGCCUUUUUUUUGGCCUCUCUGCGAUAAUGGCGGAAGAGAGCGCAGUUCCCAUGCAGCAGAAUUUGGACAGGAGCUGUUGGGUGUGCUUCGCCACAGACGAAGAUGACCGCACAGCUGAGUGGGUUCGUCCGUGUCGCUGCCGCGGCUCAACCAAGUGGGUUCACCAGACCUGCCUGCAACGCUGGGUGGAUGAGAAGCAGCGGGGCAACAGCACAGCACGUGUGGCCUGCCCACAGUGCAAUGCAGAAUACCUCAUCGUCUUUCCCAAACUGGGUCCUGUGGUUUAUGUGCUCGACCUGGCUGACCGGCUCAUCUCUAAGGCUGGACCCUUUGCUGCAGCUGGCAUCAUGGUGGGCUCCAUCUACUGGACUGCUGUCACGUAUGGAGCUGUCACUGUUAUGCAGGUAGUCGGCCAUAAGGAGGGCCUGGAUGUUAUGGAGCGGGCUGACCCUCUGUUCCUCCUCAUCGGGCUGCCCACCAUCCCUGUCAUGCUGAUCCUCGGCAAGAUGAUCCGCUGGGAGGACUAUGUCCUGCGCCUGUGGAGGAAGUACUCUAACAAACUGCAGAUCCUCAACAGCAUCUUCCCAGGAAUCGGCUGCCCGGUUCCUCGGAUCCCUGCAGAGGCCAGCCCGCUGGCAGACCAUGUGUCGGCCACACGGAUCCUGUGCGGCGCCCUGGUCUUCCCCACCAUCGCCACCAUUGUGGGGAAGCUCAUGUUCAGCAGCGUCAACUCAAACCUGCAGAGGACCAUCCUGGGAGGUAUCGCCUUUGUGGCCAUCAAGGGGGCAUUUAAGGUGUACUUCAAACAACAGCAGUACCUGAGGCAAGCCCACCGCAAGAUCCUCAACUUCCCAGAGCAGGAAGAGGCCUAAGGAAGGCCGUAGGGAGGGAGGACAGAUGGAUGGACGAACCACACACCUCUGCUCAAGGGGUGGGCGGGAUGAAAGCUCAGUGAGCAGGAAGUGCUGGUGAAACAGACUUUGAUUGUGUCACGUUCAUUACCACCUCCUCCUCCUCUCCACACCUCGCCCCUCUCACCACCCCGGUGUGACUCAUCGCUGACAUCCCUGCAAAGAACCCCACCACCAUCACCACACGCUGUUUUGUGACGCUUAAAGUGAAGAUGGACGUGACAUGCAGACUGGAGCAUGUGCAGUUAGACACACACACAUUAAGACGCCUGUUUCCUGAGUACUGUGAGACUACAGGAUGGAUGUGCUUCAGCAAUCACAUUAACUAUUGUAAACCUACUGUAUUUUAAGGAAUUAAAAUUGUAAUUAGAAAGUUUUAUAAAAAAUAAACUGUUUUAUAGUGUUUAUUUUGGAGCACCCCGUUGGCCGACGUUGGUGACUGAUACUGAAAGAAGACCAAUGUUCAGUGUAAGGAAUGUACUCCCUAAGCAAACAAUAAAAUGUGAUGUGAAUCCUUAUGCAGAACAGAAAACUAGCCUCACGUUGUCAUUGUGCCACUGCAGCUGAUUAUCCAACGCCUAACACGCUGACCCUAGAUCAGGAGCUGAUACACUGGUGUGUACUGAAGAACUUUGUUCACAUGUCUCAUUCAGUUUUUCUUCAAAACGCGCUCGUGUGAUUUGUUUUGAAGCCUCGUCACCCACCACAGCGCUCCUGGUUCUGUUGAGCCUCGUGCUGUGAUGUGUGAAUAAUAUAGAUGAUGGACUGGAUUGCUUUUUCUUUUUAAAUCUUUGGGUGCCUCACUUAACAUUGAGUGUGGCACUUAUGGGAGAUGGACACUUGUGUUGGAGCCGUUUCUGCCAGAUUUUAGAGGCGGCUCAUACGCCUCCACCCUCUCAACCUGCCCUGAUGGGGACUGCUGUCACCUGAGCGUGAACCAGCUCAGGUCAGACUCAGGUUCUUCUCUAAUUAUCACGCACACAAAAGUGAAACUUGGACACUGGCAGUUGAAAGUGACUCACUGCAGCAGCUGGCACUUCUCGUUGGACGCUUGUGGAAAUUUAAAAGGUCAGUUCACCCAAAUAUUGAGCCAUAUUUUCCUGUCCAAGUGCUGUACAGAGUGUUUAAUUUUUAGAUUGGGUUUUCAAGUAGGAUUUUAUUGGAGUGGAAAAAAUUACAGCAAAAUGUUCAAGUUUAUCCACAAUUUCUGCCAUUUUCUGUAUUCAAAUAUUUAGAUAUUUGAAGUGUGAAAAUAGUGCUCUUUGUAAUUUGAGUGAACUGACUCAAACACUUUGGUUUAAAUGACUGGGAGCCUAAUGUGAGCAUCAAUUUCCUUUGUUCCUGUGCAAAUAUGGGCUUAGAACUAACAUGUAAGUUGUUGAGAUGAGACUCUUGAGUGUGAGAGCAUGUGGGAAAAAGGUACAAUGUAUAACCAACCACCUGGAAUAUUUAACCUGCACAUGUAAACCGUGCCUGCUGUACAGGUGUUCCCCUCAGAUCUGCAGAUUACACCCUUCCCAUCGUGUCUCCUCUCUUCCACGAGACAGAGUGAACUGUUGUAACACGUUGCUUCUAACUUUAGACUUCCACAGUGUCAGGUCUGUGAAUAAAUGUAUUUUU
This is a messenger RNA of Archocentrus centrarchus (flier cichlid), 2735 nucleotides long. It is a transcript of the gene marchf5, whose product is annotated as membrane-associated ring finger (C3HC4) 5. The transcript has 7 exons. Lineage: Eukaryota; Metazoa; Chordata; Actinopteri; Cichliformes; Cichlidae. Bases 231 to 1076 code for a protein of 281 amino acids. Gene Ontology annotation, molecular function: zinc ion binding. The record is from RefSeq and is a predicted model, not a curated record.